Messenger RNA from Papaver somniferum (opium poppy), 1314 nucleotides. RefSeq names its product plant UBX domain-containing protein 7-like. Gene Ontology annotation, biological process: proteasome-mediated ubiquitin-dependent protein catabolic process. The transcript is spliced from 3 exons. The coding region runs from base 1 to 1314 and encodes 437 amino acids. Lineage: Eukaryota; Viridiplantae; Streptophyta; Magnoliopsida; Ranunculales; Papaveraceae. Gene Ontology annotation, cellular component: nucleus. Gene Ontology annotation, molecular function: ubiquitin binding. The record is from RefSeq and is a predicted model, not a curated record.
AUGGAGAGUAGUAAUGCUGGUGAGCAACAGUCAUUGAUUUCUUCGUUUCUCGAUAUUGCUGCUGGGCAGUCCGUCGAGACUGCUAGAAAAUAUUUACAAGCAACGGACUGGAAUCUUGAACAAGCAAUUUGGUUGUUUUACGGUGACGAAGAAGUGUCUGAUCCAUUCAAGAAAGUUACUUUGUCCGAUGGAACUACAAACACUACGGCCGCGGUAUCAAGAAACCAAAGGAUGGAAACAGAAAAAGAGGAAUAUCUUGAUUCCCCAAGCGAGCUAAGGAAUUCCCUAAACCGGUUUGAUGAUCUUAAGCAAUGGGCUUACCAAAACUGCUUUAACGAUUUCGAGCAAAUGCGUGUAGGCUUUAACGAUUUCAAGCAAAGGGCUUACGUAAACCGCGUUAACGAUUUCCAGCAAAGGUCUUACCUAAACCGCUUUAACGAUUUCGAGGGUAACCUAAAUCGCCUUCGGUGUUCUGAUCCAAGGGCUUUCCUAAAACACAUGGAGUCUGAGCGAAGGCCGGCCGUCAAGGUAGAUAACUCUGAAAAUAAUUCUGCUUCGAUGAUGCAUGAUCAGGGCCCCCUUCUGGAACAGAUGUAUCGCCCACCUCUGAAAUUGAUGUACAAGGGACCUUUGCAUGACGCAAAACAAGCCGCUGAAGAUGAAGACAAGUGCUUGAUAGUAAAUGUGCAAUCAACGAAAGAAUUCAGUUCUCAAACACUGAACUUAAAUACAUGGGCCAACGAAACUGUCUCGCAGACUAUCGGCGCCAAUUUCAUCUUUUGGAAAGUUUAUGUUGAUACCCCUGAAGGACAAAAGGUAUGUGACUAUUAUAAUUUAAAAUAUUUUCCUGCAGUCCUUGUUUUGGACCCAAUCACAAGGCAUAUGAUGCGAUCAUGGAGCGGAAAGAUUGAACCCGAGUGCUUGUUGGAGGAUUUAGUCCCUUUCAUGGAUGCAAGUCCUAAACAUCAUCAUGCUAAAUUUGUGACUGAGGAAUCAGUAACUUCCUCAUCAAGCAAGAAGCUUACAUAUCCUGAUCUCCCUGAAGAGCCAAAAGUGGACGAAGCCGAAACACUCAUCUGCCGUAUUGAGGUUCACUUUCUUAAUGGGCGCAGGCUUCAGCGGAAUUUCCUUCGAACAGAUCCAAUCCAGUGUCUAUGGUCUUUUUGUAGCUCCCAGCUUGAAGAAGCAGAGACUCGUCCUUUUGAGCUAACUCAAGCCAUUGCAGGAGCAUCAAAGACUCUUGACUGUGAAAGCAAGCAAACGUUCGAGGAGUCUGGACUUUUGGACUCAAUGAUAUAUGUGACUUGGGAUUGA